Messenger RNA from Kwoniella botswanensis, 588 nucleotides. RefSeq lists its product as uncharacterized. NCBI's taxonomy places the organism in Eukaryota, Fungi, Basidiomycota, Tremellomycetes, Tremellales, Cryptococcaceae. The record is from RefSeq and is a predicted model, not a curated record. The coding region runs from base 1 to 588 and encodes 195 amino acids. The transcript has 3 exons.
AUGUCUCUGCGCAACGUCCUCGAUCCAAAGAACACAAAAGUCUCUGUCUCAUCUACCGCACCAGGAUCAUCAAAGAAACAUCUUCUAAACCCCUCGGCCUCAGACGAAGGUCAACCAUGGUCAUCUAACAUCCCUUCCUCUGUUCAUCUCACAUUUGAUACCCCCAUUCGAGCAAGUCACUUCGCCUUGACUUUUCAGGGUGGUUUCGUCUCCACCUCUGUAUCCGUGUGGGUGGCCCGAUCGGAGGACGCUGAGGGUGGAGUGGGACUGGGGUUGAUGAUGGGAGGGAAGGUUUAUCCGGAAGAUAGGAAUAAGAGACAGGUGUUUGAAAUCCCUUUCCCUCCCACGGGUUUAUCACCAACUUCCGAAGAACCCCCCUCAUCCGGUCCAACAAUAACAACAGAAAUUACAGCUGCCGAAGCUAACUCAAGUGCCGUUAAGGCCCAUCCAGAUGGUCAAGGUAUAAUCAAAAACAAACACACAUCAGACGAUCUACCUUAUCUAACCGAACUGAAAUUGGAGUUCGAGAAGAGUUCAGAUCAGUACGGUAGAGUUACACUAUAUUCUAUUGAAGUUUUGAAUGAAUAA